AUUUUCAUUGCUAACCAAUUGGUCCAAUCCAAUUAUAAAGAUCCAGCCCCUCUGAUUGUGUGGUUCGAUCCGAAACAUUCCAUAACCCAAAACCUACCCUCGCUUAACCGCGCUCUCUUGUGUCCGUCACUCUGCUCCUCCUCCUGAGUUUUCUCAGUAUCACCAAUUUCUUUCGAUUUCUGUGAUUUUAUUCCUCAAAAAAUGCCUUCUGAAGAUUCAAAGCCCGUGAAGAAAGAGGAGGUGGAGGACGAGGAAGACGAAAAAUGCCUCGGUUCUGUGUUUCAAAACCGCAAGAAAAAACCCGACAAUGCCACUGCCAAAUCUGGCUCCCCCAAGGAAGGUAAAGUCAAGAAAGAAGUUGGUAAAUUGAAGAAGGAGAAAGAAGACUACGAUUUUGAAGAACCCACUACGAAGAAGAGCUCAAAGAAGGCUGAUAAAGUUUGUUAUGAUUUCUUUAUCUUGGGUUUGUUUGCUUUUAUAAUUUAUUUUUUUUGGGUAUUGAAUGAUGACUUUGUCUUGGUGGUUGGCUCUGGAUUUUCUUUUGGGUUUGGGUUAAAGGUGCAGAAAAAGAAGAAGGUCAAGGAGGAGGAGAAAAAGAAGAAAGGGGCCAACAAAGUUGAGCAAAAUCCUAAGAAAAGGGAAAGGAAGGAGUAUGAUUUGCCUGGUCAGAAGCGAGACCCUCCUGAGGAAAGGGACCCAUUGAGGAUUUUCUAUGAAACUUUGUAUGAGCAAGUUCCUAAUAGCGAUAUGGCAGCUUUCUGGAUGAUGGAGUUUGGUUUGCUCUCCAAGGAGGUGGCAAAGAAAGUAUUUGAGAGGAAACAAAAAAAGAUUCAACAGCAAAAGCUAGGUUCACCAGUGAAAACUGUUGUGACUGUAAAGAAAAAGGCUGAAUCUGUUACUGUCACGAGAAAAACAUCAUCCUCCCGUGUUUUAACAAAGAAGACAACAUCAGAGUCCAAAGUGAUGACAAAGCAGUCCAAGAAACGCAAGAUGGAGGAUACCGCCUCUGAUAAUGAGUCAGAUGAUGACUUUCUCCUGGCUUCAACAAAAUCCAAGAAACAGAGAGCCGCUUAAUUUUGGGUAUCAGCAAUGGACUGCUAAUUGUUGUCAUUAUCAUUGGGUAACUAGUAUUAUGCACUAAUGUUCCUUUAUUUUGUAUUUCAAUUGAAAGACUUCGAUUUUAACUCCCCAAUCCAUUCUGCCUCAUCAGGGAUGGGCAUAGGAGAUUAAUUUGCAGCCUGAUUUGGUACACUGGUGUCUCUUGCUGUAUUCCAUAUCCAAAUUGGCUUGAAUCCAUCCUCCUUACUUUUCCUUUGCAAAUUGAACUUGUUGAAGAUUUGGUAGUCUGUAGUAUCCUUCAACAAAAUUUCUUUUUGGUUUUGUAUUUUGUCUGUGUGGCAAAAUGGUAUUCCUCGUUGGUCAGAUUUGUGAAUGGGGCUGAGCAUGGGCAGUGAUUCAGCCAAAAUGCUCUCACACUUUAGUUUCUCUUGAUUAUUCAUUCUAUGAAUAAAUUCUCUAGCUCAUGAUCUCAUCAAAGGAUGUUGUGCAUUAUGCUCAUGGAACUUCAUGUUAUUUGGAACUUCAUAAUCCACAUCCAAAGCUUCAACAUCAACACAUUCC
Messenger RNA from Ilex paraguariensis (yerba mate), 1620 nucleotides. The record is from the annotation of a GenBank genome assembly. NCBI's taxonomy places the organism in Eukaryota, Viridiplantae, Streptophyta, Magnoliopsida, Aquifoliales, Aquifoliaceae.